AUGAUUCCGGUAACCGCAGCAUGGCCCUUCCAAAAGUGGGGCGUCGACAUAGUCGGUCCUUUUCUACGGUCGAUCGGAAGCGCCCAGUACCUGCUAGUUGCGGUAGAUUAUUUCACCAAAUGGGUGGAAGCUCGGCUGUUUACAGUAAUCUCCGGUUAUAAUGUAACAAGAUUCUUUUGGGAGCAAAUUGUGUGCCGCUUCGGUCUUCCACUCUACAUCAUCAGUGACAACGCAAAACAGUUCGCAGAGAACCCUUUCAAGCGCUGGUGUGAAAAUUUGAAGAUCAACCAAGUCUUCUCUUCGGUUGCCCACCCCCAAGGGAACGGGCAAGUCGAGCAGAUAAAUCGAAGAAUUGUUGACGGGAUAAAAAGAAGGCUGGGGUACGAAGGCAAAGGCUGGGCGGAUGAACUGCCGAACAUUCUGUGGGCUCACCGAACAUUGCACAAGACUAGCAAUGGAGAGACACCUUUCAGCCUUACGUAUGGCACUGAGGCUGUAAUUCCUGCAGAGAUCGGGCUCCCGAAUCAAAGAUGCAAAAACUGGGAGGAGAACGAGCAGGAACUCCGGUCUAAUCUCGAUAUGCUAGAAGAACUUCGAAACAUCGCGGCGAUCAAGGAAGCCCGAUACAAAAAGAAAAUCGAGAAAUAUUACAACGCCCGCACCAAGCUCUACAAGUUCAAAGUCGGAGAUUUUGUACUCCGAAACAAUGAUGCAAGCCAUGCCGAAGCCCCUGGCAAAUUAACCCCGAAAUGGGAAGGACCGUACCGAGUCAAAGAAGCAAGCGAAAAGGGCUCGUACGUGUUGGAGAAAAUUGACGGAACCCCGGUACCCAGAACUUGGAACGGGGUACACUUGAAAAAGUGUUUUAUGUAA
Helianthus annuus (common sunflower) is the source of this 873-nucleotide messenger RNA. RefSeq lists its product as uncharacterized. The coding region runs from base 1 to 873 and encodes 290 amino acids. The record is from RefSeq and is a predicted model, not a curated record. NCBI's taxonomy places the organism in Eukaryota, Viridiplantae, Streptophyta, Magnoliopsida, Asterales, Asteraceae. Gene Ontology annotation, molecular function: nucleic acid binding. The transcript has a single exon. Gene Ontology annotation, biological process: DNA integration.